Messenger RNA from Brassica rapa (field mustard), 4537 nucleotides. RefSeq lists its product as uncharacterized. The record is from RefSeq and is a predicted model, not a curated record. Lineage: Eukaryota; Viridiplantae; Streptophyta; Magnoliopsida; Brassicales; Brassicaceae.
GACGAGAUUCGGUUUGGAGUUCUUAAGAUAAACAUUUUCUUGAAAAUAUAAACAACCUUAGGCGAACCAUUUUGGUACUCAGAAAUAACACGCAUGAGAGGCAUUUAUCCACUUGAAAGGCUCCAAAAGCUUCACCAGCUGUCCUUUCAAUCCAAUUAAAUCUCCAGGCGUUACUCACAUGGUUGACUCAAUGUGACCAGGAGGAGAAGGAUGUAAGUAAAAGCUCAAGAAAAUAAGCUUGAUCAUUGCUGCUACAGAGGAAGUGCUACAUAUAUAGAAUGGAGUGUGAGACACCGUUGAGAGACAAUUAUGGAAAGAUGACAUAUCAGUCUAACAUUGGUUCUGGAAAAUUACUUUGGCUAGAAGCAAUUAGAUUUGGAUUUAUCAUAAUAUUAGGAAACAAGAUAUUAUGGAUGAAGGGGCGUAUAUGAAUAACUUUGGGGAGUUAGGUCAUCGUUACGCUUUAUAGAGAUGAGCUUUACGUGUUCUUGACAGCUUAGGUUAGACAUUGGUGAGUGUAACUGGAGAGAUUAGAAAUUGAUCCGUCUCUAAUCAUGUGUAAGAGAGUAAAUCGGAUUUGAUAUCAUGGAAACCAUAAACAAAUUUGUCACAUUACAAAAUUCCAUCAUGUUAGAUGGAAGCAAUUUCGGUUGGAAACCUAGGAUGCGACACAUUAUCUGAGGAAUGCUUGGUCAGCUGUUGAACAAGGAUGGUUGCUCCCACCAUGCUUAUAGAAGACAAGAAACUUGCGCACCUAAAGAAAGAUGGACUGAUUCGGACAUGGCAACAUCUAAAUUCAACUCAAAGGCAUUAACAACAAUUUUCUCUGCUGUUGACCUAAAUCAAUUCAAAAUAUUUUAAGGGUGUGAAUCAGCUAAAGAAGUAUGGAUACAUUGAUCACUUACUUUGAAGGAAAUACAAGUAUAAGAAGAACUAGGAUUGAUCACUUGGUGUCCAGAUUUGAAAAUCUCAGAAUGGGAGAUGAUGAAUCAAUUGUUGGAUUCAUAUCUAAGAUUAGCAAGAUAGCAAAUGAAUCUGCAGUCCUUGGUAAGAAGUACACGGAAAAGAGCUUGGGCAAGAAGCUGAUGAGGUAUCUAUCUACCCCCUCGGUUUGAACCUUAAUUACAAAGCUGUCUUAAACAUCGUGUUGACAUUUAUGAUAUGGAAUUUAAUCAACUCCCUGGUAUCCUUGAAGUUCAAGACCUGAAGAAGUCUGAUGAGAGCUAAAUCAAAGGAAGAAGAUAGAGUGACGCGUAUUGGGGACAACUUGAGUCUGCUGGCUAGAAACUUCAACAAAUGAUUAAGAGAGUUGAAAAAGAAAAAAGUUGCUAUGGUGGACAAAUUCAAAAGCAUGAGUCUGAUCGCUUCAAUUCUCAAUCUUCUCGUUCUUAUAUGUCAAAGGGAAAUAGAAAGAAAAGCUUGCAGUGUCAAACAAUCUAAAGAAGGAAAAAUCUCUUGUGUGCUUUAGUGAUACUAAGUCUGAAAGUGACAGUGAUAAUGAAGAACUUCUUCACAAUUUCGUGGCUCUGGUUGGAUAAGAUGAAACACAUGAACUUCAGUUAAGCUUUGAUUCAUAUUCAGAGUCAAAAGUAAAAGAAGAUGUUCACAACGCCGAUAUCAAAACUGAAGACCGAGCUCACUUUGAUAAAUUUGCUGAACUUUGCCAUGAAAAUACGCAACUCAUCAAAGAUAAAGCUAUGCUACAUACACAUGUGAACAUUCUAGAAGUACCCUCUCAGUUUUUUUUGUUUCUUCCAACACUUGUAAGAUUUUGUAACUACUGUUGAUUUUUUUUAACCAAUAAGACUUGUAACAAAUUUCUUUAAGUGAGCAUUUUCUCUACAUUUUCAAAGAUUUUAUACAAACAAUUGAAACAUAUACUAAUAUAGGUGCUUUUCUGGUCAAUAGCACAUGCCUGUUCUUAUUUUGUUUUUUCAUUUAGAUUGUAGCUAUCUUCUACUUUCGAAAAAGGUAUGAAACAAAAAGAAUUUAUAUGCUAAUUAAAUAUGUUAAUUUCUUAGAGUGUCCGAUGUAUAGUACUUAAAUAGUUCUAACAGGUCAUGAUGUUGGUCUUAUAAAAUCUAUUAAAAUUUAAUAUUUUUCCUCAUUAAUUGUUAUUUACAGAUAAUAGUUCUCAUUAAUGGUAACAAAUAUCUAGAGAUACAGUUGAUACAUUUAAUAAUAUGAUGUACCUCAAAAUCUUGUCUUUAUGAAUACAAAAACAACCCCCAAAUUUUAGUAAAAAACAAUUAGAGGCAUUAUAUUCAAAAUAAACGGUCUCUUUUUGGGUAGAUAAAGAUGUCUUGCAUAUUAAAAGUGGUCCGUAGAGAAUAAAAGACCUCACCACUACAAUGUCACGCCACAACGCACCACAGCCACCGAGGGAUCUUACCAAGCAGCACUCAUGGCCGCAUGAUGUGAACCGCAACGAGGCUUGGCUCCGGAAGAAAAAGAAACGAUCAGUGGAUCUCAUUCCUCGAAGCAAGAGCGUCACGAACGACGAUCUCGAGGAGCUUAAAGGUUGCAUCGAGCUUGGGUUUGGGUUUGAGCCAGAUUCUCCUGACUUGAAUCAAAGGCUCACCGAUACAAUCCCGGCUCUAGAUUUGUACUGUGCUGUUCAUAGACAAUAUUGUAACCAUUUGUCCCGAACUUCGUCGUUCGCAUCGGAAACUGACAGCAUUAGCUCUAGCACCACAACGGUUCUCGACAAAGGUGACGAUCGGAAGACAGUGAAGCAGAAGCUGAAGCAAUGGGCUCGGGUGGUCGCUUUUUCAGUGCGGCAAGCCAGGAAACCCAGUUGAUGUUCUUUGAACUUCUUCUGAUUAUGCACAAAACAAAUGGGAUUGGUAACAUGAUUGCCAAUAUGAAUAAAAACGUAUCUCUAAGUCUAAGCUAUCAAACUGUUAAAUAUGUUUUGACGCCAAUUGCGCCUUUUUUCUUCUUCUUAAUAACCAAACACUUAGUUGUUUUGCGAAGCCAAUAGUUGCUUAUGCUGUUUUUAUCUUUGUUUUUCUUCAAACCAAUUAAAGGAUUCUCACUGAAUGUGGUUCAAAACCAUCGAAUGUGAUUCUAAACCAUCUUCUGAAUGUGAUUCGUAGAGAUGUCAAAGUAGACCGCAACCCGCAGAUUAUAUCCAAAUAGUCCAGUAGCGGGACGGACUUGGACAUAUAUAUACAAACCGCAAUCCGCAUCAGAUCGGCCUACUUGAACGUGGGUUGAUCCGCUUAACACUUCUAAAACUAAAAGUUUUGAUAGAAUAUCAAAAUUAUGAAUAACUUAAGAUAUAUGUUUUCUAAAUAUUUUAUUUUCUAUAAUAAAAAAAACUUUAAACUAUGUAAAAUAGGCCUGGGCAUUUUACCCGGACCCGAAGACCCGACCCGAAACCGAUCCGAAAAAACCCGGUUCGGGUAGGAACCGAUCCGAUCAAAUUACCCUAUCGGGUCUUGUUGUAGAGGACCCGCGGGUCUUGGACCCGACCCGACCCGAACCCGAAAUCCGAUGGGUACCCGAAUUAAUAAUGUAAAUUAAAUAAAAUGCACCAAGGGAGAAUCGAAGACGGGUUAUUUGUCUAGAGAAUAUGAGGGUCAACCACUAGGAGACAACGAAUUGUUGUUGUAUUUCGCAUAGUUUAGUAUAUAUACACAUUUUAAUAUAAUAAAAACACAAAUUUUGAAUAAAAUUUUGAAUAUUUUCGGAUAUAUAAAUAUUUUCAGAUAUUUUUUUGUAUUUUUAGGUCUUUUUUAGAUCGAACCCGAACCGAACCUGACCCGAACCGAACCGAAUCCGAACCGAUAAAUUCUAAUUACCCGAAUAGGUCUAACUAUCUAAGACCCGACCCGACCCGGACCCAGCACGACCCGAACCGACCCGGAACCGAAAAUUUGAAAUUACCCUAUCGGGUCCUAAACUUUUAGACCCGAAAGAUCCGGACCCGAAAGGACCCGACCCGAAUCCGACCCGACGACCCGAAUGCCCAGACCUAAUGUAAAAAUACAAAUAAAGGAAAAAAUAUUAUAAACAAGAAUAAACAAGACAUCUAAAAACAACCACAUUUUAUAUUUGCACAACAUAAAUUAGGUUUUAUGUUUCUUUUGACAAUUUGAGAACCUAACUAUUAUAGCAAACACAAUGAAGUGAAUUUUGUAAUCAACUAUCUCAACACUUUAAUUUUCAAUUACUUUGGAUCAGUUGAUAUAGUAUGCUUAUGGAUGAUCUUUGGCUUUUGUAUCUCAGUUCAUUAUAUGUUUGUUAUUCUCAGUUUUGUUAAUUCUUGGACACAAGUGUGGAAUGAUAAUUUAAAACAAAAAUAUUAUAUGUAAAUAAUCAAAUUAUAAGAAUACUGUAAAGUAUAUUUUCUUAUUCUCACUCAUUUUUUUUAUAAUUAUUUUAUCAUUUCUUUGGAAAAAUAAACUCUUUUCAAUAUAAAUAUAUCAUUUACAGAAGAAAAAAUUCAUGAUUUAUCUUUUUUAUAAUUCACACUCAAUGUAAAAUGAUAUUCAACAUACAUGAAAAUUACAUAGCAUAUUUUAAACAUCAU